GAACUUUCCAACAUUUCCAAUUUUAAAUGCGACAUCGGGAGUAGGAGAAGAGAAUCGUAUUAUUUGACGCGGGUUUUGGUGGACAUCCUUCUAUCACAUUAAAAGAGAAACUGCCCAUUUGACUGACAGCGCAUCUGACGUCCUUCUUCACUUCCAACAUAGGCUGCUUAUCCGAGUACCUCUAGUUUUGGCAGCAGAGCACCAGCCAGUAACACGUUGCUGCAAUGAACGAGCAACAACAAGCAGCAUAUUAUGACGAUCUGAAGACGCGUGGGAGCGGUGCAGCCUAUGCAAAGCAGGGUUUGGGCUUUUCUGGUGGAGGGAGAGGCAUCCCGGCGGGUCGUGGCAUGCCAGCAGCACAACACAUGCCCGGUAGCCUGACUGGCGCAAAUGGGCCAGGACCUCCUGGUGCUGUGCAUCCGCGGCCCCCUCCGCAUCAGAUGCCCGGCCCGCAUUUCAUGCCUGGGCCCCCACAGAGACCACCGCAUGGGGGCCAUCCGCCACCUGGCAGACCCCCACCACAACAAGGAGGCCCGCCGCAGAGCCUCCCACAGUUUGGCAGGCCUCAAGGCGGGCCCAUGGGCAUGCCGCCGCCUCCUUAUGGCAUACCGCCCCCUUUCAGCAGGCCCCCCAGUGGCAUGCCACCCCCAGGAAUGCGCCCACCAGGGGUCCUCACCCCCAGUUUCCACCGUUCCCAAUGGGGGGGCCGCCCUCAGCUCCUGGGCAGGGCCCAUUGGCGCCACCUGGCCGCCCGCCACCAGCCUGGCACAUGCACCCGGGUGGGCGCCUGCAGCCAGUUCUUUCACCAGUCAGCAGCAGCAGCAGCACCCUGCUGCAACACCUCUCAGCCAGUCCUACAGCGCAGCCGCUCCAAGCUCUGGCCAAGAGUCCGAUGCAGAGGCGCUGCGGCAGAAGGAAGCCAGCGGAUGGAUUGCUCACAAGGCUGAGGAUGGCCAGGUGUAUUACUACAACACCCUGACCAAUGAGUCCACCUGGGAGAAGCCGGUGGGCUACAAAGGGGACUCCAGCAAGGCAUCUGCCCAGCCCAAGCCCCUAGCAACCCAGAUCAUCAAGGGCACCACUUGGUCAGAGGUGGUGUGCGAGGAUGGCAAGAAGUACUUUUACAACACCUCCACUCUGGUGUCUGGGCCGGCCUCCUCGAUCUCUACAGCAGCUGCCGCCCACCUCGCCCGCGCUCAAGCCAACCUUGGCGUGGACGAGGACAUGACGUUCACAGAGGACGACAUUGCGCCAUCGGCGGAUGCGGCUGCGCAGCCGCCACCGCCCGAGGAGGCGCCGCCGCCGCUGCCGAAGAAGAAGAGCGCGGCAGAAGCUGCGCAGGACUUCCGGGAGCUGCUGGCGGAAAAGGGUGUGACGCCAUUCUCGCGGUGGGAGCGGGAAAUGCCCAAGCUGAUCACUGACGGCCGCUGGAGCGUGGUAGGAUCGCUGAAAGAGCGCCGCCUCAUCUUCGACGACUUUUGCAAGUCGUCCGCGGCCGAUCACAUGCGCCAAAAGAGCGGCAAGGCCGACGGCGCCCGCGCCGCGCGCGACGGCUUCCACGCCCUCCUAGACGAGGCCUCUGUCCAGGGCAAGGGUGAUGAGGAAGGGGAGACGGUCCCGGGCAUUGGCGCUGACACAACUUUAGAAGAGCUGGCUUUACAGUGGGGCAACGAUCCCCGAUGGAAGGCAUGCGAUGGGAAGCUGCGGGCGGAGCUGGUAGAAGCCAGGGUGGCUCCCCUGAGGGCCCAGGCGACACAGAAGGUGCAGGUGUCAAAACAGGCGCACGAGACAGCCUACAGGCAAGCGCCACGUCUCUUUGCCUUGGAGCUUCUGCGGCAGCACAAGGUGGGCCCGGACGCACGCUGGUCCAAGACAAAGGAGGCGCUGGCAGCGGAUGACCGGUACAAGGCGCUGCCCAGGGACGACAGAGAGCGCCUCUUUCGCGCCUACGUGGCCGAGCAGGAGGCGCGGGAGAGGGCAGAGCGGAAGGAGCGGGCGGCGAGGGAGGAGAAGGAGAGGGAGGCGCGCGCAAAGCUGGCACGCGAUGCCGAGGAGAGCGACCGCCGGAGGCGCAAGGCCGGCGCGGCCGACGCGGCCGCCAACUUCCAGACGCUGCUCAGCGAAUCCGUCAAGGACCCCGACGCCCCCUGGCACGACUGGAAGCUGCGCCUCGCGCGCGACCCCCAGGCGCGUGGGUUGAAAUUGGUGCAGGGGCGGUUCAGCAACCCCAAUCUAGACCCCAAGGUGGCGGAGGGCCUGUUCCGGGAGCAUCUUGUGCAGCUGCAGAAGCGCGCAGUGGACGGCUACAUUGAGCUGCUGGAAGAGGUGAUAAAGCCGAUGCUGCCCAAGAGCAAGGCGAAGGACGAGCCGAGGGCGCUGCGCAGCUUCUCGGAGGCAGAGAGGCUGAUGGGGGAGGACCCGCGCUUCCUGCGUGCCCCUGCCAGAGACAGGGAGAAGCUGUGGCGGCGAUUCGUGGAGGACAUCAUUUUGGAGCGGGACGAUCCGGCAGCGGCCGCGCGACGCGGGCGGCUGACGAGCUCGAGCCGCAGCGCCCGGGGGCCGCACCUUAACGACGCGUCUGGCACCGUCACUGACAAGGCCUACGAGCGCGAGUACCUUGCCCACGAUCGCAAACGCAUCAGGAGGGAUUGA
This is a messenger RNA of Coccomyxa subellipsoidea C-169, 2652 nucleotides long. RefSeq lists its product as hypothetical. Gene Ontology annotation, cellular component: nucleus. Gene Ontology annotation, molecular function: transcription coregulator activity; RNA polymerase binding. Lineage: Eukaryota; Viridiplantae; Chlorophyta; Trebouxiophyceae; Coccomyxaceae. Bases 391 to 2652 code for a protein of 753 amino acids. The transcript has 15 exons. The record is from RefSeq and is a predicted model, not a curated record.